Messenger RNA from Syzygium oleosum, 2745 nucleotides. Its product is annotated as pentatricopeptide repeat-containing protein At2g42920, chloroplastic. The transcript has 2 exons. Bases 136 to 1743 code for a protein of 535 amino acids. Lineage: Eukaryota; Viridiplantae; Streptophyta; Magnoliopsida; Myrtales; Myrtaceae. Gene Ontology annotation, biological process: RNA modification. Gene Ontology annotation, molecular function: protein binding; RNA binding. The record is from RefSeq and is a predicted model, not a curated record.
CUUCCGGAGGAAAAAUACCGGUAAACCGUCGGAGUCAUCGAGCCUUCUCUUCUUCCACGUUGCGGCUCUUCCUCAUCCAUGGAGGAUCCCGAACUGUGACGCCACACAGCACCAGAAGCAAGAGCAAAUCCAAAAAUGACGCCAUGCGAGACCUGCUGCCACUCCGCUUCACCCUCCACGCCCACCCUCGUCCCGGACCCGCACCACUACCUCGCCCUGCUGGACAAGCGCUGCGCCACCAUGAGGGACCUCCGGAUCCUCCACGCUCAGCUCGUCAAGACCGGCCUCUCGCGCCGCGCCCUCCCCGCGAGCCGUGCGCUGGCCUUCUGCGCCUCCCCGUCCGGCGACAUCGACUACGCCUGGAGGCUCUUCAGCCGGACCCGAAGGCCCAAUCUCUUCAUUUGGAACACCAUGAUCAGAGGGCUUUCCCGGAGCUCGACCCCGGAAGAUGCCAUCUCUCUGUUCAUCGACAUGCUCGUGGGUUCGCCAAUCGAGCCGCAGAGGCUGACUUAUCCUUCGGUUUUCAAGGCUUACUCUCAGCUGGGGUUGGCUCGCUCGGGAGCUCAGCUGCACGGGAGGAUUGUGAAGCUGGGUCUGCAAGACGAUCCGUUUAUACGGAACACCGUCAUUCACAUGUACGCCCAUUGUGGGUUCUUGGAAGAAGCGCGACUGGUGUUUGAUGGAAGUUCGGAUUGUGACGUGGUUGCUUGGAAUUCUAUGAUCAUGGGCCUCGCCAAGUGUGGGGAAAUCGAUGAGGCUCGGAGGUUGUUUGACCAGGCACCGCUGAGGAAUGCGAUUACUUGGAGUUCGAUGGCUAGUGGCUAUGUUAGAAAUGGGAGGUUUGUGGAUGCAAUGAAGCUGUUCGAGGAAAUGCAGGGGAGAGGAAUUGAGCCGAACGAGUUUACAUUGGUUAGUGUGUUAAAUGCUUCUGCCCACUUAGGAGCUCUGAAACAAGGGCAGUGGGUUCACGAGUACAUAAAGAAAAGUGGGACUCAGCUAAAUGCAAUUGUUACCACCGCAAUAAUAGACAUGUAUUGCAGGUGUGGGAGCAUUGGGACGGCAUAUCAAGUGUUUCGGGCAGCAACUAAGAGAGGACUGUCAUGUUGGAAUUCCAUGAUCUUAGGACUCGCGAGGAAUGGUUAUGCAGAAGAAGCAAUUAGCUUGUUCUCUCAGCUCGAGUCAUCCGAUUUUAAGCCAGACGAAGUCAGUUUCCUUGGUGUUCUAACAGCGUGUAAUCAUGCUGGAUUUAUAGAUGAAGCCACAAAGUAUUUACUGCUUAUGAUGGAAAGACCUGAGGUUAAACCGUCAAUAAAGCAUUAUAGUUGCAUGGUUGAUCUGCUGGGACGUGCCGGUUUCCUCGAAGAAGCAGAAGAGCUGAUAAGAAGCAUGCCUAUGGACCUGGAUGCUAUUAUAUGGGGUUCUUUGUUAUCAGGCGGUGCGAAUCAUCGAAAGGCUGAUGUGGCCGAGCGGGCAGCAAAAAAUAUGAUCGAGCUGGACCCCAACGAGAGCUGUGCUUAUGUACUCAUGUCCAAUGUUCUAGCUGGCUCAAAUCAGCAUGAAGAAGCCCUGGAACCAAGGUUUUCCAUGAAGACGAGGAAGAUAGAGAAAGAACCAGGAGCUAGUUUGAUUGAAGUUGAUGGGGAAGUUCAUGAAUUUGUAGCCGGUGGAAGACUACAUCCAAGAGUUGAAGAGAUCUACUGCUUGUUAGAUGAAUUAAGACUGAUAUUGCAAGAUGUUGGAUGAUUCCAUAAUUAAUAGGCUUAAUGAUGUAAGAGGUUCUCAGGGAAGUUACGCCACAUGAAGAGGAAGAUGUUUAUAUAUGUCUAGCAUAAGCAGGAUUCCUGAUUCCUGAUCUACAAGAAGUGGACAGCAUCAGUGUCCUGGAUCGAAUUUUACAUGAUUAAUGUCAUAAGCUGGAACUUCUAUUAAUUUAUAGCAACAGGAACUAGAAGUCGCGGCAAUUCAACCAAGCAGCGGAGAAGCCGUUUGCAAAAUCUUUAUCGGGUUAAAAAUUGUGACGGAAGCUUCACUAGGAGACCUCAGCCACACAUUGAGAGUGCCCUUCAACGUACUCCAACCGGCACCUUUGGUCUUGUACAGAUAAUUUCCCUAGAUGAGACACAGCAUACAUCAUUGAAGUCCCUGAUGCUGUGACCCUCACCUUCCUUAAUAUGGACCGAUUAAAGACGAGGAUACAUAUUUGGCACUCACCUGUCAGUCACCAUGAAAUUGCAAUAUGCCUGCAGAGGAGACUGGUCUUUGGGCAUAGAUGCGGUAGUUCAUAGAAGAUAAGCCGGCAACAAUACCUACACAGAGUUGCCUUCUGCGUGUUCCCACAACUCUAAAGAAUGGAUAACAAAACGGAAAUGCUAUUUUUGCUUAUGAGACCAACUACCUUAAGCUGGCUCGGAUUCUAAGAGGGUCUUGUUCAGAUCUUGACUUGUGUUUGUGGGCACCUAAAUAAACUCACGAGUCAACAAUGUUUUUCUCCUGAAGUCUAUGUAGCACAACCGGUGACGGUGAUUCUAGGAACACGAAAAGUAGAAUCAGGAACGACUUGCCUUGGGCCACCAAUUGCACUUUGGGUUUAGUGGGCUGCCAUACCCACGAUCUACGCCCAAGUCCCUGAAAUAUUGAAUUGCAAGACAAUUGUUUCUUUGCAUACUUCACGAUUUAAUUUUUUUUUUGGUCAUGCUUCAUAAUUUAAUUAAAUACUCUUAUCCCCAUUUUAUAUUGAAUUGAUUA